AUGGGAAACUAGAAUUCAGCCAAUGAAAUAAGUGGCUCUGGGUUCAUUUGUUCCUCAAUAGGUACAAAAACCAAAAAAUCAAAGAAAAAUCUCAAUGAAUAAUUGAAAAAUCAUCUAUCUCGCAAAUCCACACCGUACUCCGACUAAAACCAGGGCUAAGACUAUGCUAAUGAUGAGGAGCUUACAAGAUUUCUUAAAAAAAUAACUCAACCACAUCAAAAUUAAUAAUGUCCAGCUUAGGACUCAGUGAAUAAUGAAAUGGAGGAAUCAAAUGAUUAUAUGGAUAAAGUAUUUGAUGGAGCUGCUGUGCAUUUAGAUAAUUCAAAAUCUGAACUCAUAAAUCCUUUUGCGAACUCUAUGAGUAAUUUAUCCUCGUAAGUUGAUGGAAUAGGAAGUAAUCAACUAAGAAAUAGACUAAAAAGUGACAUUAACUCCCCAUUUAAUCUGAAGCGAAACAAGAGUGACAACUAAAUUACAGAUACAGAAUCAACGUAGCUUACCUACAAAGAACUAUAAAUAAGGAAGUGUUUUGACGAUAGUCCUGAGAAAAUACUUUAAGAUUAAAAGUAAGUUACCGAAUACGAUGAGGAUGAUUAAAGUAGUGAAACUAAGAGAUUUACUGUGACAGACUAGGAUUAAAAUUACAUGUUGUCAUUCAUUGUCAAAAACAAGCAUUCAGAUAAGGGCAAAAUUCUUAUUAAGUCAAGCGAAAAAAUAAGGACAAAUUUCAUGUCAAAACUUGUAUAUUAAAAUGUCUGGAUCAGUCCCCAGUAAAAGCCUAAAACUCAUUAAACUUGCAUUAUUUUUGACUGGGAUGAUACAAUUUUGUGCACUACAUAUUUGAUUCCUUAUCCAUCUCUACUGCAAGAUCCAAUGAGAAAGAUCCCUUAGUCAAUGCAGGAAAUUUUAGAUUCACUUGAUGAUGCUGCCGAAAAUCUACUGAUCAUGGCAAAGCAACUUGGAAUGGUAUUCAUUAUUACAAAUGCUGCUGAUGGCUGGGUUGAAAUGAGUUCUGAACGCUUUUUACCAAAAGUUCAUAAGUUAUUAAGAGAAGGUGUUAAAAUAAUCAGUGCAAGGUCGAAAUUCGAGAAGCUUUUCCCUCAUAACUAUCAGGAAUGGAAGAUCAGAGCAUUUUUAGAGGCUCAGCAAGCAAUGGACAAUGAUGCAAUUACUAAUCUAGUUGCUAUUGGAGAUAAUAACAUUGAGAUCGAGGCUGCUUAUCAUUUGGCCUCACAGUUUCAACACGCUUUUAUUAAGACCAUUAAAUUUAGGGAGAGUCCCAGCACCUAGGAACUCACUAAAUAACUAAAAUUAGUUGCUAACUAAUUCGAGUAAAUAGUAACUGCUCCUAAGAACUUGACUGUAAGACUAUAAAAGUUUGGCAAGAAUCAGAAGGAAAAGGAACUUGAGGAGGAAGAGAGAAUCGUAAAGUAAAGAAAAUUAUUUCUAAAGCGAUAGCAGACUUAAGAGUUGGAGGAUAAUAGAAGAAUGAGUGCUUUAGAACCAAUUGUUUCCAGAGCUAAAUCAGUGGAGAAAAAUUCAUUCUUUGAAUAGGAAACUAUAAUAAGAAGACACCUCUCGAUCGACAGAGAUAGAGUAAAAACAAUCAUCGAAAAUAAGAUAAAUCCAAUUUAAAUUUGA
Stylonychia lemnae is the source of this 1641-nucleotide messenger RNA. NCBI's taxonomy places the organism in Eukaryota, Ciliophora, Spirotrichea, Sporadotrichida, Oxytrichidae. The record is from the annotation of a GenBank genome assembly.